AUGUACAGCUCUACAGCCGUCUACCUAGCACUAGCAGCAUCCACCCUCAUCUCAGCAUCGGCACAAUGGGCAUCAACAACCACCUUUACAUUCGACGGCCAAGCCCUUCCAACUGGCCUCAUCAUAUCGACAGACACAAUCGAAGAUCUCGCAGACGCCGACUCUACAGCUAAAUUCAACCACCAAUUCAACGCUUCCAACGUGCAAAUCAGCGACGGCUUUCUACAUCUCACCGUGCCAGGCGGUCAGACUGAGAGUCCAAUCCAGUGUGGAGAGGUGUCGACGGAGUUUGAGGUCAUGUACGCGAGUGUUUGUACGUACGCCAUCUUGACCGGUGAAGCUGGGAUUUGCAAUGGUCUGUGA
Molecule: messenger RNA, 363 nt
Organism: Zymoseptoria tritici IPO323
Lineage: Eukaryota; Fungi; Ascomycota; Dothideomycetes; Mycosphaerellales; Mycosphaerellaceae
Exons: 1
Coding region: 1-363 (120 amino acids)
Source: RefSeq, a predicted model, not a curated record